CUUUAACAUUGACAAUAUAAAUAAGGUAAAUUAAUUUUACUAUUUUAUCGUGUUUCAUGCCACUGCUUAAUAUUUCCGGACGCUUAUAGCAAUUCAACGAAAUGUGACUUGGAUUCAGCAGCAGCAUGCCUUACACCAGGAGCAGGAAGCGGAUUGGGCGGAUACGACCAAUAAAAAAGCGGAAGCGACGUUCCGUGCCGGCCCAACAGAGCCGAGAUGAGCCCAUUAUUGAGUAUCUUGAAGACAUAAAAGGUACAACUGCCAUUCCUAAUGCAGCGGACAUAAACCAUAGCCGUGAAUGCAAUGAAAACAGUGAACUAUGGAAAAAGUUGGGUAUUACAAUAGAAAGAUAUGAUGAUGAUAAUGAGAGUGAUGCAGAAGAAGUCAGCAAUGUAAAAGGAAUACAAAAAAGUAUCAAUGAAGGCAAUGAAAUCUUAAACGAAGAUAAAGACAGAAACCGUAUUAAAUAUGAAAAUAUUAGAAUCAAUAUUGUAAACACCAAUACCAGUAUCACAGGAUUCUCGCUAGAAGAUAAAGGCGAGGUAAUACCAUUUUCAGACAAUCAAAUAGUUGUUAAAACAGAAAUAUUGGAUGAUUCAGAGUUCAACUCCGCACAUCAGUCCAAAUAUGAUGACCAUUUUUUGGGCAAGGAAGUUGGAGGUAACACAUACAUGUAUGUAGACACUCCAAAACUGUGUUUAAGCAGAGAAACAGAUAAUGUAAUUGAGUACAAAAACCCAAACUAUGAAACUGAUAACCUAUGUGUUAGGAUUAAAUCGGAACCAAUUGAGAAUGGAAACCCUAGCCAGGCUAGUUCAGAGGAACAGUUAGAUAACAGCUAUCAUACUACUGAAAAAAAACUUCAUGGUAGUGCAGAGUUGCAUCUGGAUAACUGUCAUCAUGCAACUGAAAAACCACUUCAGGGUUGUUCAGAGUUGCAGCUGGAUAACAUUUGCCAUAGAACUGAAAUUAAGAUAGAGCUUGAUGACACUAACAUUGUAAAUGGCACGAUGGAUAAACACCAAAUUGAUUGGGUAAUAAGACAAAGUGAACCUUAUAGAGAUGGAGAAGAUGAGGUAGUGUCAGUCAUUCCAGCAGUUGGUGAAGAAAACGACAUAGCUGAAGCAAAUGUAGAUGACAGAGGUGAUGCUACCAUUCCUGGACUUCAACGGUUACAUACACACUGCAAGCCACCAGUAACUCUUCCUGAGCCUGUUAUAAGCACACAUUAUGCUGCACAUGGAUUACUUGAUAAGACUCAGCAGCAUUUUAAUGACAAUGAAACUCUCAGUUUUGAUUGGAAAAGGCACAUAUGUAUGAUAAAUGAACACCCUAUAGAUGACCAAGAUGAACUGAUCGAUAGACACAUGGUGAAAUGUCAGUUUCCCGACUGUGGCUGGUCAUUUUCAACGAAAGCUAAACUAAAAAUUCAUAUUCAGCUAGUGCAUAUCUCUCCUUGUCCAUCGUUCUUCAAAUGUAAUAUCGAGGGCUGUACAUUCUUUUCUUACGCGAGCGAUCGUCUAGUGGGUGAUAUAAUAAGAGAACAUGUACAUGAACAUAAUGCGUUGUUUAGUUUAACUUUUAAUCCUAUCUGUAGCAGUUUUUUCGUUUGUGUGAAUUGUAAUUACAUUACCCUUUCUCACAGUGAAAUGCUAACUCAUAGGACAUAUGUUAAUGGAUGUAGGUUCAAUGGAAUGUUGGAUGGAGCUAGUAACACACUAAGUGAUGAUGCUGAAGACAGAAUGUGUCUUAUUUGUAGGGCGUGUGUCAGUGAAAAUUACUAUGAAAAUCACAUUGUGAAUAAGCAUUCGAUUAUAUGUGUUCACGAAUAUUGGAGGUAUGUGAGAGGCGAUGAAUUUCUGUACACUCUCGAUGAAAUGGGACCCAAUUCCGAAAAUACAGAAACUAAACUAACGGAGCUCUGUUUUAAGAAAGAGACAAUAAUCGCUGAAAAUGAAUCCCAUAGUGUGAACUCUAACAUUGCGCUUGCUACCACGCCUGAAGGUUUUAGCAGAUUGCAACGAAGAAAGAAGGAAGAAAAUGCUACUUCCACUGACAAAUCUCACCAAGCAGUCAUAGCAACUGUGCGUAAAAAUGCAAAGCGAAAAGUACUUUACUGUCCAUACACGGGAUGCAAUGAAAGGUUUCGUUCCGCUGUAACACUACGGGAUCACUGUACGAGCAAUCAUCUGGUGUUAGAAACAGAAAAGCUGCCGUUUGUUUGUAGGAUAGGAUGUGGGAAGAGAUUCUUGCAUAAAAGUGUAUUGAAAAGGCAUCAACUUUCAUGCAAAUUUGCGGCUUGUUGACAGUAUUAAAUGUUUUACAUACGUAUGUGCUUUUCCCGACUCAUAUAGGUACUGUUACUAUUCAGUAACAUUUUACAUUUUGUUUUGUGAAUGGCUGUUCAUUUCACUUGUUUUAAUGGUAUGAUGUUUAAUGAACAAACUAUUGGUAUUUAACAUAAAAAUAACUCUAAAUUUACCUGUGUUUCUUUGGGUAUUCGAUAGAUAUGCAUAUGAAUAUCAAACAAAGAAUUCAAUGUAACUAUACUUUAUUCUACGACAUGGUAUAUAGACAGAAAAUUAUUUAUAGAAAACAAUGUCUAUGAAACACGAAUCUAAGUCAGCUAUAAAAUAUAAUAAGUAUCUUUUUGCUCUCAAACACAUUUGGGUAGGAAAUAAAAGGUCAAAUAAAUGUCCCGUGUUAGUAGUGAUAAAAAGUCCCCACGGUAAGCACACGUCAAUCGAAUUAUUGACGACUCAUAAAAUAUCAAUGUGCGUAGGAAUUCAGUGCGAUAUUUUAAAGCUGCACUCUAACAUAUUUAUCGU
Molecule: messenger RNA, 2828 nt
Organism: Mya arenaria
Lineage: Eukaryota; Metazoa; Mollusca; Bivalvia; Myida; Myidae
Exons: 4
Coding region: 126-2306 (726 amino acids)
Biological process (GO): regulation of DNA-templated transcription
Molecular function (GO): RNA polymerase II cis-regulatory region sequence-specific DNA binding; DNA-binding transcription factor activity, RNA polymerase II-specific
Source: RefSeq, a predicted model, not a curated record